CAGCCUGAGCAAACAGCAGCAGGAAGAAUGCUGAGGUCGUAAGAAUUAACAGAUUAUUAAAGAUGCAUUGGGCUACGCCUUACUCAUGGACUGAAAAUGUCAUCAAAAAAGUCAUCAAACCCUCUAUAAAUAAGUCCAUGAUUAUUUCUCAGGGAAGUUGUCAGGUGUUGCAACACUGCUCAGUUGUUUAUUUUCCUUCAUCAACAGAACAAAGACUGAAAUAUUUACUAGAUUAUUUAAAUGUUAUUUUAUAGACCACUGUCUAUACAAAAAGUAAUGUUUUCAGCAUAUACAGCUCAGGGAAUAGCAAGAAAAUUUUAAUCUGAUAAAAAAUGAUUUACUUUUGAAACAACAAAACAAUGAGAAAAAAAAAAAAGCACAAGGUCAGGUUCUAAAAUGAAGUAAAACACUGAUCAAAAUGGGGGACAAGCCUUUUAUCCUUACCCAACCAAACCCAGAAUUUAGCACAGGGUAUUUGAUUCUGCCAUCAAAACAUGUCUUGAUUCUUUGUAUUACAGCACUAAAAUAAAUUACUUUGGGCCGUAGCCUCCCCUUGAAACCCAAGGUAUUCACAGUUCAUUUGCAUUGCCUUCUGCCCACUCAGCACAGCCACAUCCAUCAGCCUGAUCAUGCGCUCUGCAGGGUGAGCCACGUCCUUAAUUGCCAAGGAGAAACACGGGCAUAACCAACCACACGGGCAGCAUCGCCUUGGCUUUCCACAAAGCCGGGAGGGUGCGGAUGGAGGUGCUGGAGCCGCAGGGAGACAUCCCUGCCUUUGGAACAGCGUUCUGAGGGGCAGGCCCUGCGCUGGGCAGCACCCUCAGCGCCGCGGGCCGCAGGGGGACAGGGCAGCCGUGCCCAGCCCGAGCACAGACCCCGGGAAUGCUCCGUGCGGGAAGGGACUGCAGAGCCCAUCCUGUCCCACCCCCUGCCAUGGGCAGGGACACCUCCCGCUGUCCCCGGCUGCUCCGAACCCCGUCCGACCCGGCCUCGGACACCUGCAGGGAUGGAGCAUCCACAGCUGCUCUGGGUACCUGUGCCAGGGCCUCGCCACCCUCACAGCGAGGAAUUCCCCGCAAAACCCAAUCCCAGUGGAUCAAAGCUGGAAAUCCCCCUGUGGCUUGCUAAAGGGCUGCACGACAGCAAAAGGAGAAUCAUCUCUGUGGAACUGCCAAAGAUUUACAAGGAAGCCUGGAGGACGGUGUUCAGUGCUGAUGCCAAUGUGGUUGAUCUGCAUAAAAUGGGGCCCUACUACUACGGAUUUGGCUCACAGCUCCUGAAUUUUGAGAAUCCAGAGAAUCCUGAGAUAGCUCAGACUAUCCUGCAGACGUUCAUUGCCCGUUUCCGCCGCAUCAUGGACUCCUCUCAGAACGCCUACAACGAGGACACGUCUGCGCUGGUGGCUCGGCUGGAUGAGCUGGAACGGGCUCUCUUUCAAGUGGGUCAGAAAGGGCUGAAUGACUUCCAGUGCUGGGAAAAGGGACAGGCUUCUCAAAUCACAGCUUCCAGUCUGGUGCAGAACUAUGGGAAAAGAAAGCUCACAGAAGUGGAUGGUUAAAAGUCCGAAGAACACAAAGUUACAGUGGGGGAUACAGAUUUACAGCCUGUCGUAGAAGAGUAAAAUCAAUCAAUUUAGGGAAGGACAGGCUCCCUGUCCAUUAAUGGGAAUUCUUCUCUGUAACAGCUUUGGAUAAAACUAAUGAAAAUUUUAAAGGCAGAGGGCAAGGGUAUAAAAACUAGAUCACACCACUGAACAGCCUUACAGCUUACUCAUAGCACUCCUGAGGAGUUGCAGCUGAAGUGUUUGCUAGAUGGCUGAAAGGCUAUGAGAGGAUUUUCUAGAAGGGUAAUAAAUACUAAUUAUUGCUCCAAGUUGAUAUUUACCAAAUCUGGACAGAAAUGUAAUUUAUGUAUUUCAUCUUGUCCUUCCAAUCCCAACCUCCUGGAAACAGCUGUUGAUUCUAUGAACAGCUACUUCCAGGUUCCCUGUUCUUUAGAGAGCCCCAGUGAUGUGGAAAAAAUUCUGAUACAGCAUUAAUUUUUUUUCUUUUCUUGUACACUGGGGUGGAACAGGUGCUCUUUGUGGAGCAGGAGUGUUUUUCUUUGCUGACCUGUACACAGUACCAGUGCCCUGGAGAGAAAUACCUCCUCAAACCCACACAGCAAGUGGCUGCACAGGUCUCGUGCUGCCUUGUCCUCUCUCUCCCUUUUUGGCCCUUGUGACCUUAAUGCUGUGCAGUAAAGAGUGUUCUUGUCUGAUGCCUGUGGCUUUUGUGCUGGAUGUGGGAAUUGGCUGUCUCUGUGAUGGGUAUUCUACAGAGAAGGAAGCAGAAGGCAGCAAAGAGUAAAGUCUGGACCAGAUCAAAAGCAGAAACUUCAAUGGAAACUCUGCCCCAUUAUCAACCUUUGAGAUAUUUGUUCCUCCUGUGAAAAAUUCAUCUGGUUUCUAAAUUUGGUUAGUAGAAGAGACAGAGCAAAUGAACUGAGUUUCCUUCCUUCUGAUCCAUCCAAAUGAAUCUAGGAAUAUGAUCCUGGUAAAUGUCAUCCUUGCCAGUAGGAGUGACUGGAUUUGGGACUUGCUAAACAGCACAAUGGUUAUCAUCCCAUGUGGAUGCCCUUAAACCCGGAUCAUCUCAAGUCCCAUUGGACUGGAGACAGAAGACAUGGUUAUCUCUGUAGGGCUUAGUUCCUGCAGUCAUCAGGAUGGUUGUCCUUUGGGAGCAGUAUUAGACACCUUUCAGGUGCUUCUGUGCCUCUGUAGAAAUAGAACCUAAGCAGAGGAGCUGGAUCCUGGUGCUGCUGAGCACUUCCACUUCUGUGGGAAGCUUAUUUCACCUCCCUGGGAGGUGACAGCAAGAUCCAAGUCUCAGAGGAGCUGUUACUGGACUUGCAGAUGCACCUGGAUAUUGGAUACUUCAAACAAGGCCUCGAGCAUCAAGGGCAAUUCCUUGGCCAGAGAUGUUGAAGCUCAGCCUGUGGAGGUGGCAAGAGGGGACAGUGUUGUGCCUUCACAACUAUCACAGUGCCUCCCCCUCAGCUGCACAGGGCCAGCUGUCCUGCCACAGGAGACUAGCUGGAAGCUUGCCUGACAAAGUAUUUGAAGUAUGUGCAGGAUGAAGUGCUUCUGCACUUAAUGACUUAAUGGCACAUAAUGGCUUAUGCAUUUGGCAGUUGUCCAUUUCUGGAUUUUUAUCUUGAAUAAAUGUUUUGCAAGGGAA
Vidua macroura (Pin-tailed whydah) is the source of this 3218-nucleotide messenger RNA. RefSeq names its product GINS complex subunit 3 (gene GINS3). The transcript is spliced from 3 exons. NCBI's taxonomy places the organism in Eukaryota, Metazoa, Chordata, Aves, Passeriformes, Viduidae. The record is from RefSeq and is a predicted model, not a curated record. Bases 1007 to 1558 code for a protein of 183 amino acids. Gene Ontology annotation, biological process: mitotic DNA replication initiation. Gene Ontology annotation, cellular component: GINS complex.